This is a messenger RNA of Batrachochytrium dendrobatidis JAM81, 441 nucleotides long. RefSeq lists its product as uncharacterized. The coding region runs from base 1 to 441 and encodes 146 amino acids. The transcript is spliced from 3 exons. Gene Ontology annotation, molecular function: RNA binding. Lineage: Eukaryota; Fungi; Chytridiomycota; Chytridiomycetes; Rhizophydiales. The record is from RefSeq and is a predicted model, not a curated record.
AUGAGUAUUUCUGACAAAGAAACUGCUCGUCAUCCGAUUCUACCAGAAACAGUAGCUACAAAAACUCCUAAAAUUGAACUUACAAAGGAGCAGCUUUUUCAAUUGCAAUUGCAGCAGAAACAAGCCGCUUUAAAAGAAAAUGGAAAAGUGAUCAGUAAGCGUUUGUUCAUUGGUGGUCUCCCUCUGGAUGUGUCCUCGGAAGAUUUGACUGCCCGAUUCUCUUCGUUUGGUACAGUCUCUCAGGUGGAUAUAAGAUCAAAACCUGAUCAACAUCAAUCUUAUUUCGCAUUCUUGUCGCUACGAACUACAGUGGGGUCGCUAAAGAAAUGCAUUUCAAUCUAUCAUGGUACAAAAUGGAAGGGUCAUGCGCUUCGAAUUGAAGAGUCCAAGCAAGAUUACUUGUCUCGGAUCACCAGAUCCAUCGUAAUCCAGUUCAAGUGA